This is a messenger RNA of Papilio xuthus (Asian swallowtail), 1766 nucleotides long. RefSeq names its product cysteine-rich with EGF-like domain protein 2. The record is from RefSeq and is a predicted model, not a curated record. The transcript has 3 exons. NCBI's taxonomy places the organism in Eukaryota, Metazoa, Arthropoda, Insecta, Lepidoptera, Papilionidae. Gene Ontology annotation, molecular function: calcium ion binding. The coding region runs from base 158 to 1309 and encodes 383 amino acids.
AUUUCGUAUAUUUAUUAAAUGCCGACGUCGAAAAAUAUCAUUUAAUAAAGGUGACUGUGUGAUCCGCGAGGUUAUUUAGUGUUCUUUUAGUGAAUAAAUAAAUAAUCAAUAGCUAUCGGAAUUCCGUGAACUUGUGAUUUUCAGGUUUAUCAGCAGCAUGGAUUUCGGAAACUUAUGUGGAUACUUCUUUGUGUUAUCAUUUGUUAAUUUGGCUUGUGGUAAUCUGCACGCACCUAUUAUAAACCCGGGCAUUCUUACUCAGUCGAAGAACCUCGGCGAUUGCCAAGCGUGUAAGUUGUUCGUAGAAUCCUUUAAGAAAGGCUUAGAACGGACAUCUAGGGGAAAAUAUGAAGGUGGUGAUGCAGCAUGGGAGGAGGAAAAGUUGAAAAAAUCGUACAAGCGUAGUGAAAUGCGUCUUAUAGAUAUACAAGAUGGAGUUUGCAAAGAUGAGAAAAAGCAUGCAGUACAAUGCCACCAUAUGGCUGAAAAAGCUGAGGAAUUUAUUGAGGAAUGGUGGUCACAAGACCCUAAUGAGUCAGAAGACUUAUUCACAUACUUGUGUAUAGAUAAAAUACAGGUUUGUUGUCCUGAACAUCACUAUGGUAAAGACUGUACUCCUUGUCCUGGUGACCAUACCAAUAUCUGCAAUGGGAACGGUAAAUGCAGAGGUGAUGGUACAAGGAAAGGAAAUGGGACAUGUUUGUGUGAUCCGGGGUAUACAGGAGAGAAUUGUAUGGAUUGUGAUACUGGCUACUAUUUGUCUUAUAAAGAUGAGAACAAGAUGCUAUGUUCUCGUUGCCACAGAUCCUGUUUAGGUGGCUGUCGUGAAGGCACGCAGAAGGGCUGCGUAGCUUGUAAAUCAGGCUAUGUAUUUGAUAUUGAAGAAGGUUGCCAAGAUAUAAAUGAAUGUGAUGAUAUUAAUAAAUGUAAAAACGAUCAGUUUUGUGUGAAUAGCCUUGGAUCAUAUGCAUGCAUGUCAUGCGACAAGUCUUGUGCGGGUUGCCAUGGUGAUGGGCCAGAUCUGUGCCGUAAAUGUGCCAAAGGUUAUUCUAAAAAAGGAGAAUUAUGUAUCGCCGAUAGAGAGGAUGAGGACCAAUCUGAUAGUCUGACUACAACAAGGUAUAUGACUUAUGUCGGUCUGAUAAUAGCAACAGGUAUUUUACUACCAAAAUCUACAACACUGGGAAGUUUGGUAGGUUUUAUGGUACUAACAUACAUAGUAGGAGCCGAAUACUAUUGUAUGAUUAACGGACAUUCAGGAUUAGUGAAUCUUAAAGACUAUGAUUUAUCACAAUUAUUUAGAACAUAAACAUAAGACGCAUCUAACGAAAAAUUAAACUCUUAAGGGGGUGCAAAAUGUAACUCCUUUCGUUAGAGAUGUCUAAACAUAGUUGAUAGUUGAUGUGAGCUGUGCAUUUUUUUGUGUAAUUUUAUGUGAACUUUGGAUAUAUUUUAUAGCACUUUGGGACAAUUUACAUCCUAUUUAUAUGUGUGGUUCCGAGAUAAAUGUAUUUAUGUGAUUUAACGCAUGUAUGGGAAAAGAUGUAGUCUGUUAUUAUUUAAAAUGUACAUAUUAUCAAUGCUAAAAUAUAUAAGCACAAUGUAUGAGUGAAAUAAAUUGGUCAGAACACUAUAACUAUACAAUUCUUUACAAAAACAUUUUUUAAAUAAAAACAAUUCUUAUUGUAUUUUAUUACAAUAUGAAAAAAACAUCUUACAUAUGUUUGGCCUUAAGUAGUUUAUAUUUAUUUAUUAACAACAAAAAU